Pollicipes pollicipes is the source of this 1201-nucleotide messenger RNA. RefSeq names its product THO complex subunit 5 homolog. The coding region runs from base 53 to 1186 and encodes 377 amino acids. Gene Ontology annotation, molecular function: mRNA binding. Gene Ontology annotation, cellular component: THO complex part of transcription export complex. NCBI's taxonomy places the organism in Eukaryota, Metazoa, Arthropoda, Thecostraca, Pollicipedomorpha, Pollicipedidae. The transcript is spliced from 7 exons. The record is from RefSeq and is a predicted model, not a curated record. Gene Ontology annotation, biological process: mRNA export from nucleus.
GUAGCGCUGAAGGUUACGAUUUUAUCCGAAGGUUCCCGGCAAGCGGCACGACAUGCCCAAAAGGGUCGAAAUGUCCGAGACGGAGGACGUGUUAUCACCCAAGAAACGAAAAAGAAUUCAGAGUAGCCCGUCUAGCGGCGGAAAGGCGGCCCCGCCGGUCUCUGCGAAGAUAACUGAUCCAUACGAGGCUGCUGUCGCAUUUGAGGAAAAGGAAUCAGCCUCCAGGACAUCUGAGGAAGACAUGAAGCUGUUCCACAGUACCUGUGAUGCCAUCAGGAAGAUAAUGUGUGACAUUGAGGAACUAAAAAAGGUUCCAGAUAAGAACCGGCCUCGGAUCGCCGAGCUGCGCGCGCUGGCCGGCCUGCACGUGCUCUCGCUGAAGAAGGUCAACCGGCUGGAGAAGGUGCGGCUGAAGGCGGCGCGCGAGAGCACACACGCGGCCAAGCAGCGCGUCGAUGCCUUCCACCUGACGCUGCAGAACCUGCUGUACGAGAUCGUGCACGUCAAGCGUGAGAUCAACCGCUGCCUCGAGUUCAGGUCGCAGGACGAGGACAUCACUCUGGUGUCGGAGGAGGAGUUCUACCGGCAGGCGCCCGAGACCAUCAGCCAGCUGGCGGUGACCCGCGACGACGCGCACAGGCGCCACCUGGCACGGCUGGACUGGGAGCUGGAGCAGAGGCGCGGCCUGGCCGCCGACUGCCGCCAGCUGGACGGCGACAAGAAGCGCAUCAGCCAGCGCAUCGGCGAACAGCGCCGCCGGCUGGCCGACCUGGCGCCCCAGCUGGCCACCAUACUCGAGAGCACGCGGCCGCUGCAACAGGAGCUGGCGCUACCGCUGGACCGACGCCGCCAGCAGCACCGCCUGGCCGCCCUCCUGCCGCGGCCGCUCUACCUGCUCUACGUCCAGGUGGCCGCGUACGGCGAGGCUUGCGAUGCGGCUGUGAGCGCCACGAUAUGUGGCAACGAGGAGGAGGCGUGCUCGCUGAAGCAGGCCGACCAGAGGGACGCGGUGGAUGAGUCGGACUCUGACCAGGAGGCUGAGGUGAGUCGCGGCAGAGUCGCAUCGACGUCGAGAUCGCCAGCUGCACGAGGUCGAGCGCUCGCUCGCUGCCAUGCAACGUGCAGCAUACGCGGCUGGGCAUUUGGACAUGGUCCGGCCGGGCGAUCUUGGCACAGUUUGACCUAACGAUCUGGGCACAGU